AUGUCUUUUCGAGGAGGAGGUCGCGGUGGCUUUGCCACUGGUGCUAAUCGCGGAGGUUCCUUCGGUGGCCGCGGUGAGAUGGGAUCUUUUAUGCAUGCUUGUGAGGGCGAGAUGGUUUGCGAAUCGAUCAACCCGAAGAUUCCGUAUUUCAAUGCUCCUAUCUACCUAGAGAACAAAACUCCUAUCGGAAAAGUCGACGAGGUUCUUGGCCCCAUCAACCAGGUCUACUUCACCAUCAAGCCCCAGGAAGGAAUUGUCGCAACUUCUUUCAAGCCUGGUGACAAGGUCUACAUCGGUGGGGAUAAGCUCCUGCCUUUGGAGAAGUAUGGGUCACUCCUCUAUGUGUACUUUGCGAACAGUAUUGACCCGAUGAUCAUAGGUUCCUUCCUAAGCCUAAGCCGCCACCGGGUACUGCUAAGCCCAAGAGAGCCGGAGGCGCUGCCAGGGGUGGUGCUCGCGGUGGCAGAGGAGGCCCUCGUGGUGGAGCAAGAGGUGGACGCGGCGGAUUUGGCGCUCCUAGAGGAGGAGGCGGCUUCCGUGGUGGAGCUAGAGGAGGCGGUGGAGGCUUCCGUGGUGGAAGCGGUGGCUUCUCCAGGGGAGGCGGCAGAGGAGGACCUCGUGGAGGUUUCCGACGUUAGACAGUCUCCGUCUUGCUUAGCACUGUCUUAUUACGGCGUUAUGGGAAAACGGGAGCUUUUGCAGGAACUUUUUGUGUUAAUUUUUCUGUGCAUCCUAGGUGGCUUGCGUAUUCGCAAAGGCUGUAGACUAAUUCAGCCAUUAAAUGAAUGUUAUUAUACCAAUGAAGUACCUGCCAAAUGA
Molecule: messenger RNA, 819 nt
Organism: Aspergillus oryzae RIB40
Lineage: Eukaryota; Fungi; Ascomycota; Eurotiomycetes; Eurotiales; Aspergillaceae
Exons: 4
Coding region: 1-819 (272 amino acids)
Biological process (GO): ribosome biogenesis; snoRNA guided rRNA pseudouridine synthesis
Cellular component (GO): box H/ACA snoRNP complex
Molecular function (GO): box H/ACA snoRNA binding
Source: RefSeq, a predicted model, not a curated record